AUGUCCGGACUUCUCGGAGGCGUUACCGACUCUGUCGACAAGACUCUCACUGGCGGCGAUGAGCAAAAGGGACAGGGUGGACUUCUCGGAGGUGUUGGAAAUGCUGUUGGACAAACCACUCAGGGUGCUGGGCAGGCUGUAGGGCAGACAACUCAGGGCGCUGGACAGGCGGUUGGACAAACGACACAGGGAGCUGGACAAGCUGUUGGGCAGACGACGCAGGGUGUUGGGAAGACCACUCAGGGUCUUACGGGGCAGUAA
This is a messenger RNA of Hymenoscyphus albidus, 261 nucleotides long. NCBI's taxonomy places the organism in Eukaryota, Fungi, Ascomycota, Leotiomycetes, Helotiales, Helotiaceae. The record is from the annotation of a GenBank genome assembly.